This is a messenger RNA of Penicillium bovifimosum, 783 nucleotides long. Its product is annotated as DUF5315 domain-containing protein. The record is from RefSeq and is a predicted model, not a curated record. Lineage: Eukaryota; Fungi; Ascomycota; Eurotiomycetes; Eurotiales; Aspergillaceae. Bases 1 to 783 code for a protein of 260 amino acids. The transcript has a single exon.
AUGGAGUUGUCAAGGAAACCGACGAAUCCUUCUCAACGUCUACCUCCACCAGCCCUUUUUCAAGGUCCGCCAUCUCACAAUGCUUCGAAUAUCUCGUUAGUACCGCCCACAGCACCAGGCUUAGCAACUCCCUCUGGCAGCCAACCGCCCCCCUUGAAUCGGAGCCGGUCGCCUCUAGCGGAGGGCGGGAAUGCCGAGAAAUCAAGCUUGUUAUCACCUUUUGUAUCACGUCGCCCCUCCAAAAAUGACGUAGAUGGAUCCGACGCCAUCUGGCAGGAGAUGCAGAGCGCCCUAUCAGAAGUGGAACUCAGCGCUGUAACAAGCGAAAACGUCUUUGGUGCAAAGCAUUCCGAAGCCUUGGAAGAUCUGCGUAUGAAGCAGUUGAAGCUUGCACAGGCCUGGGCGCGCAGUGAGGCAGGCGAUGAAGUCGUGGAUCCCACUCAAAGCGGCGCAGAUGGAGCCAGUGGGAUGGUCGGCUCUGGACGGCGAGGCGCUGCAGAUGUGACUUCCUCAGAUUCAGCCACUGAACAUAGCGUACGCCGCGGGUCGGGUUUACAUCACACGCUGGACGAGGAAACCGAGAAGGAUAUUCGUCUUGCGCGCAAGCGCCGCGAGGCUAAUGACCGGUACUUUGCAAGGGUCAACCAGGGCGUUUUGGAUGUCGUUGCUAAGCUGGAGGAGGUUGCUCAGGCUAUGCGCACCGUUGAGCGGGAGAGCAAGGAUAUUUGGAGUGACACGGAGAGUGUCGCCACGACGGCGCCGUCAACGACUAAUUCGAAUUGA